Poecilia reticulata (guppy) is the source of this 6421-nucleotide messenger RNA. It is a transcript of the gene cyp27b1, whose product is annotated as cytochrome P450, family 27, subfamily B, polypeptide 1. Lineage: Eukaryota; Metazoa; Chordata; Actinopteri; Cyprinodontiformes; Poeciliidae. Gene Ontology annotation, biological process: cholesterol metabolic process; glucocorticoid biosynthetic process; cortisol metabolic process. Gene Ontology annotation, cellular component: mitochondrial inner membrane. The record is from RefSeq and is a predicted model, not a curated record. Gene Ontology annotation, molecular function: iron ion binding; heme binding; oxidoreductase activity, acting on paired donors, with incorporation or reduction of molecular oxygen.
CCAGAAAACGACUAUUUUGAGUGGAAGUAAGUGGCAAAGACUCAGCUGGUGUCCAAAGGUUCAGAAAGUCUAAAGUUAGCUACAGUAUGCCUGUGUGAGAAAAGGAAACCUGUUGAAGAGGUUGCAUUUUACUAAACAACAGGUUUCCUGACCAAUAGAAAACUGGUGCAACAUUUUCAUGAACUGGGAAAAAAAAUACAUUGACAGUUUGUCCAAAAGCCCUCAGACACCACAGCACACUGUGAUGCAUGGUGGAUCAGACAUCAUGGUAUUGGAAUCCCUUUUAUGCUAAGAUGUUGGGCCUCUUUAUUGCAUGCAAGAGAUCGUGGAUCAGUUUAAAUCCAUCCAAACAGUCAAAGAGGUUGUGUUGAGUUUUAUCGCAGAGGAAAUGCCCUCGAAAGUUGUUUUUCCAACAAAAUAACAACCCUUAACACACCAGUAAGCAAGUAAUGGUUCCAGACCGACAAGAUUAACUUUAUAGGCAAGCCCAGACAUUAAUGCAACAGAGAAAAUUUGCGGGGAUGACAUCAAACAGGCCGUUUCUCAGUCAAAACCAAGAAGAUUAGAGGAAACGUGGAAUCGGUUCCAAUUGUUCUGGACUGGAAAACCUGCUCACAGGUACCAGAAGAUAAUUGACUACAUGCACAGAUGUGAAGAAAACAGAAACAGCGGUUAUACAGCUAACUAUCAGUUCAGUGAUUCACAGGGCAGCGAAAUCUUUCUGCAUUUUUAGGUCAUACUGUAAAACACUGAGUUUAUCAGGAAAUAAAGCAGACACUGCCAACGUUGCAUUUCCUCACGUUCUGCAGAGCGACCGCAAAUUUAUAAUGUUUCUAACAAAAGCUUUAAGCAUGUUGAGCUAAAUUUUUAAAUCGUAGCCAUAAUUUAAACUAAACAUCACAGUAUGCAUAAAACACCCCCCCCAAAAAAACGCGUUGACUCAUUCAGUCAUCCUGUCCAUUCAUGGUGGAGUCCAAACUUCACAGGACAAAGGUCCACAUGAGCAGAUUACAGUUACUGCAAGUCAUUAUUUAAGAAGAACUCCCCGAUUUUUUAAAACGGCCUCUUCCACUGAGCCUUAAAGCUUUAAAAUGUGCUUCUUUCUGCUUCAUGCAGCUCAUUUACAUGUACAUCCUUAACGACUGCAGCAUAUUUUGUCCGUCACUAGAGCUAAAGCCAAGCACUGGGAGGACAGGUAGCUCAGAGCAGGAUUAUUCUGUCAUAAAUUUUACAUCUCAAAGUGAUUCCACAAAAAAAUAAAAUAAAAUAAAAAACAUCAAAGCAGUGCAACAACAUAAACCUCUUUUAGUAAUAUGGAUUUAUGGCACCAAACAGCAAGCUUAUGAUGGGAUGCCAGCUGACACAUCUCAGUGCUGCAUUGGACUUAAGCCGAGGAUCUCCAGCUGCUCUUGUGCUCACCCAGUCACCCAUAUACUAAGGAUUAUGUGCAUCUGCUGGUAAAUGUGCAUAAGCAAUCUUUUGAAUGGUUUCUGUAAAUGCGUCAGUCCUUCUUGGUGCUUCGAAUAAAAAAAAAAAAUUUAUGUUCCUGGGCAUCAGAAUAGAUUUCAGUAAAUUUAAUCUUAGCGUACUCUGUCUGUAAUCAGAUGUAAUAGCAGUUAAAUCUGUUAAUUUAAAACAGGGAUGUCCAAAUGAGGAACAAAAUGCAGCAAACGAGGCCCUGCUCUGAGUCUUUGGCAUCCACAGUUACAGCCAUGGUCCACAAAUAGAGAGAACACGGAGCAGCAGUGGUCAGCCUACUAAAAUUACUCCAAGAGCGCAUCGAUGAUCUGCAUUCAUCUAGAAGAUUUAAAAACAAUCAGGACUACAUCUGCAGAUGUCACUUGCCUCAGUUAAGGUCAGAGUUCACGGCUCAACAACAAGUAAAGAGAGACUGGUCAAAAAUGGCCUCCGUGGAAGAGUUUCUGUGGUUCCAUUACAGUUUCAAAAGAGCUUUUAAACACAUCGGCUUGAGAAAUAAUCAAAGUUAUGUUGAUCCCUGUUGAACCAAAACACCAAAGUCAGAUUUUUAAUGUUUGGCUCUUUUACCUAAACUCAUUUGUUAAGAAGGAAAAUGGAUCAGUGAUAAGUAUGACUGGUGCAUUAAUGCAGAUAGACCCAUGAUGCCCAGUCACCCAGUUCCAGCACGCCACUGAAACGCAGUCAGAGGGAUUUUAGUUAAUUACAGCGUAGAGCAAGUUAACAUUUAGAGCACAGAACCUCAACGUUACAACGCACUGGAUCUGUCUGUCGCCUGCACGACUGCAGAGAUAUCAGCAGAACAGAGAUCGAUCAAAUGAAAAGCUUCAAUGAGCAAUAGAUGUCCUGCAGUUCAAGUUCUAAAGACUAUUAUCCUAUUUACUACUUGUUUCAGCCUUGACAAUCACAUUAGCAUCCGGCACUGCUUGAGGGUCAUCAGCUCAGAUAACAGCCAGUGAACUGCAUGCGGCCGGAUGCUCUCACUGUUCGACUGGACGGAAAUGACCCUGAUGAAAUAGAAUUUGUUGGAAGUUUAGUUCGUGAAACUUGUUUUUAAAUUCCCAUUGCUUACUACUGCUCUCGCUUUCAAACUUCAGUUCUUCUACUUUACCAGAAUCCUGCAUUAAAAAUUAAUAUCUUUUAUUGUUAUUUUACGUUAUUGGAUUCUAAGGUAGCUUAAUAGUAAGGAAGUGCAUCUCUAAGUAUUUAAUCUCCUGCCCACUUUCCUGCUGGAUUUUGUGUUUACAUACAAAUUACAGUUGACUUCAUCUUUCGGCAUCCAGUCAGGCAGGUAACAGCUCGAUCAGUAAACUGAGCAGAAACAAGCAAAAUAAAUAAAUAAGUUAACAUUUUUCAGAUUUGGAUGGGAAUUAGUCACAAAUUUUACCAGCUGGAGUCUAGCAGAAGUGAAGGGAUGUGAGGAAUUUGACUUCAUCUCUCAUAUAUGGACUGGUGCCAAGUUGCAGCCGUCAUCCCAUGCCGGGUGCAGAUGUCGCCUCCACGCUCUCACGCUCUCAUCAAGUUCUGCGUGACUUUAUCUCUCGAAUUUGACAGUCAGCACACUGCGUUUCUCUGAAACUGGGUGAUCUAAGAUUUCUGGUGAAUCAAAUGUCAGGGCAGAUUCUGACUACAGGACCCCGGGGGCAGUUACUUCACCAUCACCACACACUGUGUGCACUUUGGACGAAUUCCAGUGCAAACGAAUUCAGGUCAAGAAUUUCUCCCUCACCAAGAAACUCUGUGCUUCGGCACCACAGCAGGUUGCAGGUAAGUUCAUCAAGCUGCGGAUGGUCAAGCCACCUAUUUUAUCUCUGUUGUUUUAGACGCUGGGGUUUGCAGAAUGCAUGUUUAUCCAAUUAACAGUUUGGAGAAAAAUCCACCUGAUUUCCACGUUAAGACAGUUUGCCCUAACAAUGGCCUUGGAAGGAGGCUGGGUCUCCAGAAAAGUGUCAAUUUUUAGGAAUAUUGGAGAACAAAGUGCCUCCCAAGGGUAGAGAUAAGCCUGAGCGAUUGCAGAAGUCAUGCAUUAUUUAUCCAGGUUAUCCACGUGUGCCGUUUCUGGGCUGGUCUGACUUAAGCCCUCUGAUUGGACACACCUCCUUCCCCCAGCAGCAGUCCCCAUCCAGGCGGGGCGGGACCAGACCAGCCUUCGCACCCAUGAUUGGUCUAUAAUAAGAAAAUUUACAUCUUUUUCUGACUGGGUUCCAGAAGCACCUUGUGCGUUAUAAAUACAGCCUGCAGCCGGGAAAACAAAAUGAGCAUCGACACCCAAGGGGUCCGCGAACAGACACCAGCGCUCCAUGAUCUUUGUGAGGAGGAUGGUGCAGCAAGCGCUUCGAUUGUCCGUCCGCAACGCCUUCCCCCUGGUCAAGUGGAUGGAGAGGUGGGCCGAGAGCGCAGCAGCGCCUCCGCUGGGGAUCGCCCGGCAGGCGGUGAGGACCCUGGACGACAUGCCCGGACCGACGGCCGCCAGCUUCGCCUGGGACCUGUUUGCCAGGGGGGGUCUGUCCCGGCUGCAUGAGUUACAGCUGGAAGGAGUGCAGCGCUACGGGCCUGUGUGGAAGGCGAGCUUCGGCCCCAUCCUGACGGUUCACGUAGCAGAUCCGGCCCUCAUAGAGCAGGUCCUGAGGCAGGAGGGCCAGCACCCGAUGCGAUCGAACCUUUCAUCCUGGAAGGACUACAGGAAGCUGAGAGGACACAACUUUGGACUUUUGACAGCCGAGGGAGAGGAGUGGCAGGAAGUGAGAAGUCUCUUGGGGAAACACAUGCUGCGACCGAAGGCUGUGGAAGUUUACGACGACACCCUGAACAGCGUCGUCAGCGACCUAAUUUCCAAACUUCGCUUUCGCCGGUCCUCCCAAGGCCUCGUUACUGACAUCACCAGCGAGUUCUACCGCUUCGGCCUUGAGGGUAUCUCCUCUGUGCUGUUUGAGUCCAGAAUCGGAUGCCUGGACCCGGUCAUUCCUGAGGAUACGGAGCGCUUCAUCGAGUCCAUCAACACCAUGUUUGUGAUGACUCUCCUCACCAUGGCCAUGCCCAGCUGGCUGCACCAGCUGUACCCCAAACCCUGGAAAACUUUCUGCGACUGCUGGGACUACAUGUUUGAAUUUGCCAAAGGUCACAUCGACCAGCGCUUGAUGGCCGAAGCCAGCAAGAUCGCCAAGGGGGAGAAAGUUGAGGGCCGUCAUCUCACCUACUUCCUCUCACAGACGGGGCUGCCGAUGAAGACCAUCUACAGCAAUGUCACAGAGCUGCUUCUGGCUGGAGUCGACACAAUCUCCAGCACCAUGUCCUGGACUCUGUACGAGCUCUCCCGUCACCCAGAGAUCCAGGAUGCACUCAGGGAGGAGGUGUUGACCGUACUGGAGGGUCGAAGGAUACCGGACAACACAGACGUGGCCCGUAUGCCCCUCAUGAAGGCCACAGUCAAGGAAGCGCUCAGGCUGUACCCAGUUAUUCCUGCCAACGCGCGGGUCAUUUCAGAGAAGGACAUUGAGGUGGGAGGCUACCUCAUUCCUAAAAACACCUUGAUCACUUUGUGCCAAUUUGCCACAUCCCGGGACCCGGCUGUGUUUCAGAAUCCAGAUGAUUUCCAACCCCAUCGCUGGUUUAACAAAGACGAGACUCAUCACCCCUACGCCUCAGUUCCCUUUGGCGUGGGAAAACGCAGCUGCAUAGGUCGCCGGAUUGCGGAGCUGGAGCUCUACCUCGCUCUAUCUCGGAUCCUGAUGGAGUUUGAGGUGAAGCCAGAUCCUGGGGGUAAUUCUGUGAAGCCGAUGACUCGGACGCUCCUCGUUCCUGAAAAUGCCAUCAACCUGCAGUUUGUUGAACGAUGAACUCCUCUUGUGAUCCCGAUGGGUGAACGUGAGCUGUCCCCCGCUGCCGCCCAGGCUGCCCUUUACUCGGGCCGUGUGAGGUGGGGAGAACAGGCAGGGCAGCGUUAUCGCAUCCACCACGGGGCUGCUCAGGCACAGCGGGUCAUGUCAAAGCGGGUCUUCGACCUUUGACACAGUUAGGAGAAAAGCCCACCUAAUCUGCAGCCCGGCGCGUGCUGGCCGGCACAUAACGAGGGAGAGGGCUUAACGGCACAAUUAAUGCUGAGAAAGAUGUGACGGAGAAAACAUGAGUUACCUGCCUGCACUGUUUCUAGAGAAAAACCUUGAGAACUUUAUGUUGGACUCAUUAGAUCAGUUCAAGUUACGAAUGAAUGCGAGCUGUGCUCGAAUUAAGUGGAUUUGUUUUGUUUUUUUUCUUGAAUCUUGUAAAACUUCUGAAUUAGAAAUCUUGCACUAUUAAGCACAUUUACUGUGUCCUGAAUAUGUGAACAUUUUGUGUUGAAACUUUGGAGCUGAUUGUAGUGCAGUAAGAAAGUUGUGCAGGUGUAAUGAUUAAUAUAGUGGGACCAGUACGUUUUGUCAGGGAAAAUGUUUUAAAAGGCAGCUAUUGACAGCAUACCUGUGUGAUGUCACCAAAUUCACAGAUGUAAUGUCCUGAAACGGGAAGUGCAGUGCGUCAGGUCAUCUAGAUGUCCAAGUUACUGAUGUGGCAUUAUUCUGCAAAAUCUUAUGGAUUUCACUAUUGUAUUUAUUCCAGUGUGACAAUAUGAAGCUGCUACUGUAAAUGUCAAUAAAUGCGUAUCGAUAAUUGACACUUAAGUCAAUUAAAAAUGUCCUGUCCAUGAUUUAUUUAUUUCUGUAUCUUUACGUCCAUUCAUUUAUGUCUGCUAAAGGGGGUAAAAGUUGCGGAUUGACUUGAAACGCUCCCAAAGCAUCACAAUCUCAAUGGUGAAAUGAAUAACUUGCAAAAAUAUCCGUUUGAAUCUCACACAUUUCAAUAGAUAUUACAUGGAUUUCUAGGAAGGUCAAGUUGGUGCUUAUAUGUGAAGUUGAAGUAAAAAUGUUGUAUGGUUUUCGAUAUGUUUUUGCAAAUAAAAGUAUGAGAAAUG